Molecule: messenger RNA, 1084 nt
Organism: Topomyia yanbarensis
Lineage: Eukaryota; Metazoa; Arthropoda; Insecta; Diptera; Culicidae
Exons: 2
Coding region: 51-902 (283 amino acids)
Biological process (GO): DNA integration
Molecular function (GO): nucleic acid binding
Source: RefSeq, a predicted model, not a curated record
UGAAGGUCGGCCGUCGUGUCGAGAAAAGGUGGGUAGUGCUGUUUACUUGCAUGACGUCAAGAGCAGUACAUUUGGAGGUGGUCCCAUCACUCGAUACAAGCAGCUGUAUAAUGGCAAUUCGCUGCUUCAUGUCGAUUCGUGGACUGCCACAGUGCAUCAUGACUGAUAAUGGGACCAACUUCACCGGUGCUAACCAAGCGUUGAAGACACUGGUGAAGACGCUGGAUCAUCCACAGAUUGAAGAAUCAUUGAGUGUUAGAGGUGUUCAAUGGAAGUUUAUACCGCCUGGUGCUCCUCAUUUUGGAGGCUGCUGGGAGCGAUUGGUACGUUCCGUUAAAACUGCUCUUCGUGCGAUGUUGCAGGAACGACAACCCACCGACUUGGUGCUACGUACUGCUUUGUGCGAGGCAAUGAACACAGUAAACAACCGACCGUUGACGCAUGUUGCAGAUGACCCGUUGGAUCCAGAACCGUUGACACCGAACAUGUUGCUGCUAGGACGAAACAAUACAAUCCAAUUCGACCAUGAUUUCGAUGAACGAGACCUAAGCUGCCGUGCUGCGUAUAAGCAUGCUCAGAUUUACGCGGAUCGUUUCUGGCGUAGAUGGGUUGCAGAGUAUCGUCCGGAGCUGAUCCGAAGUCGCAAGUGGCCUGACAGCAGAAGCUAUCACGACUACAAAGUUGGUGACAUCGUGAUGAUAGUAGAUGAAAGUUUGCAUCGUGGUACCUGGCCAAAAGGUGUGGUGGAAAAGGUCUAUCGUGGUCCGGACGGGAAGGUUAGGACAUUGUUGGUCAGAACGAUGAAGUCAACCUACAAGCGUCCAGUCAGUAAGAUUGUUUUGCUGCAAGCCAUCAGUUCGGUUCCUGGCCUGGAGAAUGUUGCCAACACUGCAAGCACCUAGUUUUGCUCGGGUACCGGGCUUCCAAGGAAACAGCAAAAAACAAACCGCAGGAGGCGAAGUACGUGUAUGUACUGAUCGGGAAUAGAGGAAUCUGGAUUUGGAGUUCCGUUCCCAGCACGCAGCUAAACUGAGUCUGGUCCUUCUUCCGCAGGUGAGCACUGUCCCGCUGUUUGCUACCAGGA